AUGGAGCGCAAACUAUCAGCAAAAGCAACCAAAAUGCGGCGUCGUCUCACCUUCACCCGAAGCAGAUCGACACGAUACCGCUCAUGCACGAUGGUCCCUUCCGCUGAAGUCAGUCCCUGCAGCAGUCGGCCUCGCUCAGCAACGAAUCCCGAAUCUCCAACAUACGGAGAAAACACAAUGUGGGACAGCACUGAUGCCAGCAGGUGCUACAACUUCACAGAUGAGCCAGGGUUCUUUCGCCCUGCAUCGCCAUUUAUUGAGCGCCAGCAUAUCGAUGAAGACCUCGUGCUUGAUAUCAAGCACGCAUGCGCCCUACUAUCCCACAGCAUCGAUCGUGGUAUCCCCAUCGGCCUGUCGUAUCAAAGUGCCGUGCCCAACUGGACAGGGAGAAAGGCCGCUAGGCAGUCCAGCGCCGAAAUAUCCUCGUCUCUAAACCAGAAUGCCCUUCUCUCACCUCCCAAACCGCUCGAGUCUGCGACAGAUGUCGACACCCAGCCGCACGAUUCAGGCAUCGGCGUGAGCUUCCACUCCCCCAAGAAAACAGGCAGACCAUACGGGAACAGCGUCUCAGGCACCGAAGCUUCAGCCAGAUUCUACAACAAACGAUCCUCCAUCUCACCACCCCACAGCCCAACAUCAGAAAGAGCCUCUCGCUCCCGCGGCGAGAGUCUAAUCCAAAGUUUCGCAGACCGCGGCAGCAUCCAACCAGACUACCCACUAAGCCUCGGGCGCUCGCGCUCCUCAAGUCCAGUCCCAUUCCCCUACAGUCCCGACCAAGCCAACGACGAAUGGCGAUCCGGACAAACAACACCGCCCAGCCCGAUAAUCGAAAACGCCCAAAACAUAAAAGAACUGUCAACGGCAACGAUUUCCGUUUCCGAAACCGAGAUCAAAACCACCACCUCCCCCAUCACCGAAGAAACUGACACACCGUCUCAACCUUGUCUCGGCGAAGAAGGUAUGACCUGGCUCCGCGCCAGCAAAGGCAUCCAACGUCUCGCCGAAGAAGAAAAACAGAAAGAAAAAGCAAAGGCAUCUAAAAAGGAAAACACUUCCGGCCGCUUUUACAGUUGCAAUGCCGCGGCCUUCCAAAUCAUCGAUUCGCCCGAAUGGCUCACGAAGAAUAUCUGGGAAAGUCGAGACCCGAGCGUCUACGGCGAGGCUUCAUUGGCCAGGAAUGGAGAAGGGCGUUGGGGGAGUGUAUCGACAAGCGGGGAUGAAAGUCGCGACGGAUAUCCCGUCCAGUGGUACAUUGGUGCUGGGGCUGUGUCAAGUCGGGAUCUGUCUUAUUCUUCAUCUUUGUGUCCUGUUGAUGAGUUCAAGCAUCAGGAGGCUGCUUAUUCGGUCGUUGUUCCUAGUCUGCAACCGCGGCGGAGGAGGGAGAAGGCGCAGUUUUUGUUGAGGAAGUUGGCUGGGUUUAGGGGAAGGAGGAAGGAGGGUGAAUGUUAG
Messenger RNA from Penicillium canescens, 1449 nucleotides. RefSeq lists its product as uncharacterized. NCBI's taxonomy places the organism in Eukaryota, Fungi, Ascomycota, Eurotiomycetes, Eurotiales, Aspergillaceae. The transcript has a single exon. The record is from RefSeq and is a predicted model, not a curated record. The coding region runs from base 1 to 1449 and encodes 482 amino acids.